Molecule: messenger RNA, 1564 nt
Organism: Drosophila elegans
Lineage: Eukaryota; Metazoa; Arthropoda; Insecta; Diptera; Drosophilidae
Gene: Gmppa
Product: mannose-1-phosphate guanyltransferase alpha
Exons: 4
Coding region: 134-1450 (438 amino acids)
Biological process (GO): biosynthetic process
Cellular component (GO): cytoplasm
Source: RefSeq, a predicted model, not a curated record
UGCUGUUAGCGCAAUCAGCUGUUAAGAACCGAAUAUUUUCUAGCUGGCAACGUAAACAGAAAAUAUAUAUCUUGCGAAUCGGCCACGAAUUCAUCGAUCGGCAUUAGUCACAUCAGUCCGCUGCACGCACACCAUGCUAAAGGCCGUUAUCCUGAUCGGGGGCCCCCAGAAGGGCACCCGCUUCCGCCCCCUGUCGCUGGACACGCCCAAGCCCCUCUUUCCACUGGCCGGUCGUCCUUUGAUCGCCCAUCAUAUUGAGGCCUGUGCCCAGCUCCCCGAUCUCCGGGAGAUCCUGAUCAUCGGCUAUUACCCGCAAACCCAGAUGGAGGGAUUCGUCGGCGACAUGCAGGCCCUGUACAGCAGCAGCAACAUCAACAUCAGAUACCUGCAGGAGUUCACUGCCUUGGGAACUGCCGGUGGAAUGUAUCACUUCCGAGAUCAAAUUAGAGCUGGCAAUCCGCGAGCCUUCUUCGUUCUGAAUGGAGAUGUUUGCGCCGAUUUUCCGCUGCAGGAACUGUGUGGGUUCCACGAGAAGCGUCCAUCGAGUGCACUGGUGACCAUCAUGUCCACGGAAGCAACGCGCCAGCAAUCGCUGCACUACGGAUGCCUGGUUUUCGAUCGGAACAGCGGUGCUGUGUCCCACUAUGUGGAGAAGCCCAGCUCCUAUGUGUCCACCUUCAUUAACUGCGGAGUGUAUGUCUGCUCCAUGGAUAUAUUCACCGUGCUGGCGCAGAUUUUCCACUCGCGGGGUCAGGAGUACGGCUGCCACGGAUUCAGCAAUGGCAAUGGAAAUGGAAAUGGUCGGGAGCAGGGCCACAUCAAGUGGGAGCAGGAAGUGCUCACUCCGCUGGCGGGCACCGAUAAGCUCUUCGCCAUGCCGGUGCCCAAUUGGUGGUCCCAACUGAAGACCGCCGGAUCCGCCAUCUACGCGAAUCGUCAUUACCUGGGCUUGUACAAGAAAACGCAUCCGGAGAGAUUGGCCAAUGUGGGAACCAAACGCGGAGAGGGCGAUGGCAGCUUAAUAUGCACCGUGUUUCCGGAUGUCUACGUUCAUCCCAGUGCCACCGUUCAUCACAGCGCUGUGCUGGGGCCGAAUGUGGCCAUAGGACCUGGAGUGACCGUUGGACCUGGUGUGCGCAUCCGCGAAUCGAUUGUUCUGGAGCAGGCUCAAAUUCUGGACCACACGCUCGUCCUGCACUCGAUUGUGGGCAGGGGUUCCACCAUAGGAGCUUGGGCACGUGUCGAGGGCACACCAAGUGAUCCGGAUCCCAAUAAGCCCUUUGCCAAAAUGGAAAACCCACCGCUGUUCAACAAUGAGGGAAAGUUGAAUCCCUCGAUUACCAUACUGGGCUGUUUCGUGCAAGUCCCCGCCGAGAAGAUCCUGCUGAACAGUAUAGUACUGCCGCACAAGGAGCUCAGCCGCAGCUUCAAGAACGAAAUUAUCUUGUGAGGAUGAUUAUUCACUAUUAUCUUCGGCCUUUGUCCUUAUCAGUAUGCCAUUUUAUAUGUUUCUAUUGUGCAAUAUUCCAAAAAUGUAUCUAUUAAAUGUGCCCUAGCCCUUGAA